GUUCUGGGAGCGGAGUCGGGGCCUGGGGACAGGUUUAGCUCGCCGCGGGGAUAGACCCGGACUGGCCGGAGACCCGAGUCCGCGGGCGAAGCCCCGGAACCAUUCCCUGAACUUUCAACUAGUAAAUCUGACCUUUUAACAAAAUGUCAUUGAUCAUUGAAAGGUAUUUGAAUAAUUAACGUCUAACUAAUCAAUAACCCAAGGGGGAUUCAGUCAAAUAACUAAUCAUUUAAACUAUUGAAAUAGAUAAUAGUAGCUGAUAACUGGGCCGAUGAAAGUGCGACAACUGAAUUAUUGGGGCUGAUUAAUUGUUAGGUUAAUUUAAAACUAAACUAGUUAAACAAUCGAGACUAGUUACCAAAUGUUGGUUGUUAGGUCAUCAUUUCUGACAGCUACAAGAACAAGAUAAAAUGUGCCGCUAACCAGUACCUGAGGUAAAUCACCGACUGAGCAAACUACCGUAGCUAUUAAAAGCCUGACUCUUGGUCAGGAAGUUGCUGGUCAACUCAACCGAUUAACCCAUUAAGUGAGGAAGUGGCAGAGGGGCAGAGCUUUAUUUAACUUGGCAUGAAGCAGUGAAAGGGUUUCUGGUUGGGGGACAGAGUUGCCUGGUGGCCCCAGGAUACAACAGACAAGUAGAGUAGCUACCAGAACUUAGGAGGAGAAGACUAAAUUACUGAGGUCCACCUAGGUUCUGCAUGAAGCUGCAAGAGUGUGCUGAGCACAAGAAGACAUGCCAACUUGGUGGAGGCUUCCAGGAGAAGACAGAGGUCGGAUAAAUCGGAGGGAAGUGGCGGACGGAGAGGCGGGACCAAAUCGAGUAAAGCAAGUUUGUCAGAAGUUCCAGAUUUUGGAAGACCAGACGGUCGCACACGUGCUACAGGAGAAGGAAGUUGAGGAGCACGUUGCAGCCAACAGGCUGAAGGCCCAGCAAGCGCGGCUGAACCUUACGGUGGCAAGGAGGCUGCAGGAGGAGGAGGAUGAGCGGGGCUGGAGGCUCGACCUCAGACUGUGCCGACAAAGAUUGGACUUGGAAAAGCAUAAAGAGACACGCGAGGAAGAGUUUCAGCAGUGGGAAGAGACCAGGCAGCGAUCACACACACAGCAGAGGAAGAAGCGGCUGCGCAGGCUUUCCGGGGAGACGGGCCGGCGGUCCAGGGAGGAGGCUGAGAUGGAAAAGAGAGCUGAAGCUUCCCCGUGGCAUGGAAUCCACUACAGCCAGGCCAGGUCUCGCCGGCCCUUCAUUGCAAGCAAGGGAGAGGAGAAUGCCGAAUGGUGCAGGCGAGAGGGAGGAACUGGCCGGCCACACCGCGGGUUGGGUGUGGAGGGAGAACAUGAGGCAAAUGGCUUUGGGAUGCCCCGAGAAAUGGUCGUGGAGCAAAGGUCCCCAGCCGGUUGUUGGGAUUACGUUAAACAGGCAGAGGAGGGGGGUGAUUCUCCCGAGGGUGGAGAUCCACUUGCAAGGACCCAUGACCGACUGAAGGGACAGAGAACCCGCCGUGGCCCUGAAGGAAGAGUGGAUCCCCCGGCUGCUUCUCCUACUACUGGCCACCUUGCAGUUCUUCCCCCUGCAGGGUCCACUGAUGAGGGGGAGCACAGUGCCUUUUGGGGUAGCGUGUCCGAUUCAGAGUCCCGCCAGAGGCACCGUCGGCCCAGGGGGGAGCCGAGGGCCAUGCGAGCAAGGGCCAUGUCUGAGGAUGGCCACCGGACCACCCGGGACAGACGUGGCCACAAGCGCAGUAGCCCAGGCCCGCAUCCACCAAGGCCUCGAGAGCAGCCAGCUAUGGAGAGGAGAGCCGUGCACUUCCACCCUCCUCUGGGGCCAACCAGUGAACUGAUGCAGAGCGGUAGGUGGAAGGUUGGGGGUGGCCGAACUCCAUCGACUACUAAGGGUCUUGGGAUGGAAAACCAUUGGCCAUUGAGCAGAAAAGAGAGAGAGGCCAAUCACCCAUUGGCUGGCGAUCAGAAGCAUAUCCAUCGCCCAUUGGCUGGCGAUCAGAAGCAUGUCCAUCGCCCAUUGGCUGGCGAUCAGAAGCAUGUCCAUCGCCCAUUGGCUGGUGAUCAGAAGCAUGUAAGUCACCCAUUGGCUGGUGAUCAGAAGCACGUCCAUCGCCCAUUGGCAGGUGAUCAGAAGCACAUCCAUCGCCCAUUGGUUGGCGAUCAGAAGCACGUCCAUCGCCCAUUGGCUGGCGAUCAGAAGCGUGUCCAUUGGCCACUGCCUGGUGGUGAAGACCAAGUCCGCCGUCCAUUGCCUCCCAAUCAAAGGCAAGCUCAGUAUCCUCUGGUUACCAACCAUACUCUUCAUCCACUGACUGAUGAUAAAUAUAUUCACCACCCACCACGGACUAAAGCAAAAGGGAAGCAAGUCCAUUUCCUAUUGGCUUCUUCGGACAGAGCAAGUCCUAGCCAAAUGCAAUUGGCUCAGAGGGAUAGGCAAAUCCAAUUUCUGUUGGAUUCCGCAGGAAAGGUUAUUCAACCCUCAUCGGUUGGCAAGCAAAAGCGCGUCCAUUUCCCACUGGAGGUUGGAGAGAAGGGAAUAGCAGUCCAUAGUCCAUUGGCCAAGGGUAACGAUGCUCAACACUCAUUGGCUACCAAUAGGAAGGAACGUCGAUCUCCAUUGGCUGUGAAGCCAAACCCCAUUCAGUACCAAUUGGACAGUAAGGACGCGGAGGCGAUUAUUGAUUAUGUUCUGGAUAAGGAGAAAGGAAGGGGUGACUCGUGUCCAAGUCGCUUGCUCAAGUCACCAGCUGAUCGGGAGGAUGGCUCUGGGCAGAGCAGGGACAGUCCCAGAGAGGUGGUGCCAGCUAAAGCACGGUCCCCUGGGCUUGCUGGGGAGCAGCCCCGCUGCACAGAGAAGGAUUCCUCCAGCUAUCCGUGCAGCAGGCGUCCUGCCGUGAUGGGUGGCUCUGUGGACAGCGCUGGGGGGAGUGACGGGGCCACGGAUCGGCGAAAGGUGAAGGCAGUGGAUUGUGUGGAGGCUCCACGGGGAAGACACCGCCAACCGAGAGGCUGGGAUGCGCAGGGCAGAGGGAGGAGGAAACCUGAGCGCAGUCGUCCUCGUUCUCCAUCGAACGGUCUCCCUGCAGAAGCUGGCAAGGACUCGGCAAGAGGCAAAGGGAGUGCUCCGAGGAAUGGACUCCUCUCCUCCCUGUGGUGCAGUGAUGACACCCUCAAGGCUCUACAGGCCCUGGAACUACGGAGAGUUCAACUACGAAAGGCGGCAGCAGACGAGAAACAGCUUCAGCUGGCCAGGGAUGAGGAGUUUGCACUGGAUCUGCUCAGACAGGAGAUAACAGCCUUAAGUCUGAGCAGCAAGGAAAAGUGUUGCCGUCUAAUGCAGGAUGUCCCAGGCAGGAGGAGAAAGGAGUCUCCCAGGAGCGAUAGCCCCUCCUCGGUGAAUGUCGAUUGGGUUGAGGAGCCACAGCUAUCAAAGUCGGCCUUCUUCUGAAAUGGUCAUGGAAUAACCCCCCAGUGUUCUCUCUCCUGCUCUGACAACUAUUAUGGCAGUAGAGUUUGAUGGUGGUGUUGUCAUCGGCGCAGACUCAAGGACCACAACGGGAUCAUACAUUGCAAACAGGGUCACGGAUAAACUGACCCCUAUUCACGACCUCAUCUUCUGCUGCCGCUC
Hypanus sabinus (Atlantic stingray) is the source of this 3628-nucleotide messenger RNA. Its product is annotated as proteasome subunit beta type-6-like. Gene Ontology annotation, molecular function: threonine-type endopeptidase activity. The record is from RefSeq and is a predicted model, not a curated record. The coding region runs from base 734 to 3448 and encodes 904 amino acids. The transcript is spliced from 13 exons. Gene Ontology annotation, cellular component: proteasome core complex. Lineage: Eukaryota; Metazoa; Chordata; Chondrichthyes; Myliobatiformes; Dasyatidae.